Molecule: messenger RNA, 1447 nt
Organism: Rosa chinensis
Lineage: Eukaryota; Viridiplantae; Streptophyta; Magnoliopsida; Rosales; Rosaceae
Product: leucine-rich repeat receptor-like serine/threonine-protein kinase BAM1
Exons: 1
Coding region: 128-1300 (390 amino acids)
Molecular function (GO): protein binding
Source: RefSeq, a predicted model, not a curated record
AGCAAACCAAAACAAACCUAUUGAAAACACUCAAAACUAGGCCAUGGCCACCAUCCCCCACUUCACAUUCAUAUUACAUCAUAUUAUUACUUCAUCUCCACUGUCCUUCGAUUCAAACUGAUCAAACAUGUCUGACCUUAACUUUCACCUCCUCCUCCUCCUCCAAUUUUCUCUCUUCUUCACCAACCAUGUCCAAGCCCUCACUUCACCUUCAGACAUCUCAGCUCUCAAGGCCUUCAAAGCCUCAAUCAAACCCUCCUCCAUUCCCUCCUGGUCUUGCCUAGCCUCAUGGGACUUCACCACUGACCCAUGCACCCUCCCCCACCGAAUCCACUUCACUUGCGGCGUCACCUGCUCACCCGACUCCACCCGGGUCACCCAGAUCACACUCGACCCGACCGGCUACUCCGGUACCCUCACCCCACAAAUUUCUCAGCUCACUCAUCUCUCCACUCUCGACCUCUCCGAUAACUCCUUCUUCGGUCCAAUCCCAUCCUCCAUUUCCUCCCUCUUCUACCUCCAAACCUUGACUCUCCGUUCCAACUCGUUCUCCGGCUCCCUCACUCCAUCCAUCACCAAGCUCAAGUCUUUAGAAUCCCUAGACAUUUCCCACAAUUCCUUAACAGGGUUUCUCCCAAACUCCUUGAGUUCUUUAUCCAACUUGAGAAGACUCGAUCUCAGCUACAAUAAGAUCACCGGAUCACUCCCAAGACUUCCACCGAAACUACUAGAACUCGCUUUGAAGCGCAACGCGCUAUCUGGGCCCUUAUCGAAAUCGUCUUUCGACGGGUUGACUCAGUUGGAGGUGGUCGAGCUCAGCGAGAACUCGCUCUCCGGGACCUUACAGUCGUGGUUCUUUCUCAUCCCGUCACUGCAACAAGUUGACCUAGCCAAUAACCACCUGACAGGUGUCGAGAUCGCGAGGCCCAGCUCCGGCAGAGGUGGCGAGCUCGUGGCCGUCGACUUGGGCUUCAACAGAAUCGAAGGCUACGCGCCCGCGAAUUUCGCGGCAUUUCCGAGACUGUCGUCGCUGUCGGUUCGUUACAACAGGCUACGUGGCAAGAUCCCAGUGGAGUACGGGAAGAACAAGUCGUUGAAGCGGUUGUACUUGGACGGUAACUUUCUAAACGGACAGCCGCCGCCGGCGUUGUUAGCCGGAAGUUCAGGAAUCUCCGGCAGUUUGGGGGAUAAUUGUCUACAGGGGUGUCCAGCUUCAGCUCAGCUGUGCCUUCCGUCGCAGAAAUCAAACGCUAUAUGCAAGCAAGCCUAUGGCGGUGGAAGAGGAAGACCAACGUCUUGAAGCGUCGGCUUGUCGGUCAAAUUAUUAUUAUUAUUUUUUCUGAAGUUAUUGUUAAAAAAAAUAGUCCUAAUAAAACAAAUGUAUGCUGCUUAUUAUUAAGCAAUUUGUAAUAUAAAUUAUACAUUAGAAAUUUUAAGAUUGUUGGGA